AUGACAUCCAUUCGAACUCUCAUUGUUGUUGCAACUGCAAAACAUUGGUCUUUGUAUCAAAUGGAUGUUAAAAAUGCUUUCUUUAAUGACGAUCUAUCUGAGACAGUAUAUAUGCAACCACCUCCUAGCUUUCCUGCUCCUCCAGGACAUGCUUGUUGCCUUUGUCAUGCUAUAUAUGGUAUCAAACAGGCUCCUCGGGCUUGGUUUGAGCGUUUUCGGCAAUCUCUUCUUUCUAUUAGUUUUAUUGAAAGCCUAGCUGACUAUGCUCUAUUUUAUCAGUCCUCAGCCUCCGGUACAGUCAUUCUAUUACUUUAUGUUGAUGACAUGAUAAUCACUAGGAGCGAUUCCUCUACCAUUACUUCCUUAAAGCAACAUCUUCAGAGUCAAUUUGAGAUGAAGGAUCUUGGAUCCCUUCGUUACUUCUUGGGUAUUGAGGUUGCUUCCUCCUCUUGUGGCUAUAUUCUCUCUCAGCAAAAGUAUAUUACAGACAUUCUUGAGUGUGCUACUCUCAGUGAUCCUUCCAUUGCUACCACUCCUCUCUUCACACCGAUGGAAAUAAACUUGAAGCUUCGACAUGAUGAUGGUCAUCCCUUAUCUCAGCCUACUCGAUAUCGGGAACUUGUCGGAGUAUUGGUUUAUCUUUCAGCAACAUGUCCGGAUAUCGCUUAUGCAGUACACAUCUUGAGUCAGUUUGUUAGUAGUCCGACUUUCAUUCACUAUGCAGCUCUUAUUUGGGUUCUUGGAUAUCUCCGUGGCAUUAUAACUAAAUCAUUAUCCCCCCCAGACUCUUCUUUGUCUCUUCGUGCAUAUUCUGAUGUUGGAUGGGCUGAUGAUGUAGACACUCGACGUUUCACUACUGACUUUUGUAUUUUUUGGGAUCAUCUCUCAUCUCUUGGCGUAGUAAGCGUCAAGCCAUUGUCUCUCGUUCUACGUGAUAAUAAGAGUGUCAUCGCCAUUUUCAUAAAUCCAGUAUUUUAUGAGCGUACCAAAUACAUUAAGGUGGAUUGUCAUGUGGUUCGACAGGAACAUGUUGUUGGAAACAUUACACUCUCAUAUGUUCCCUCUAAGGAAUAA
This is a messenger RNA of Asparagus officinalis (garden asparagus), 1074 nucleotides long. RefSeq lists its product as uncharacterized. The transcript has 2 exons. NCBI's taxonomy places the organism in Eukaryota, Viridiplantae, Streptophyta, Magnoliopsida, Asparagales, Asparagaceae. The coding region runs from base 1 to 1074 and encodes 357 amino acids. The record is from RefSeq and is a predicted model, not a curated record.